Penicillium brevicompactum is the source of this 1023-nucleotide messenger RNA. RefSeq lists its product as uncharacterized. NCBI's taxonomy places the organism in Eukaryota, Fungi, Ascomycota, Eurotiomycetes, Eurotiales, Aspergillaceae. The transcript has a single exon. The record is from RefSeq and is a predicted model, not a curated record. The coding region runs from base 1 to 1023 and encodes 340 amino acids.
AUGCCAACAGUCUUACUGCCAUCGUCCGCCGCAGCCUUCGCACCACGAUCUUCUCCGAAUGUCGUGUUGACGACCAAGGUUGCACCAUGGUUGACUGCAACCUUGAAGCGGGUCAACCGGGUCAAACGUCCUUUGAACAACGUCACGCAACAUACCCGGUGCCUAACAGAGACACUUUCUUCGCCAAACGCCAUCUGGACGUUGUGCUCCAUGAUGUUCACCAAAGCCCCAGAGGCGGAGUUAGAGAAGGACACGAACUUGCUUUGGGAGUCCAUACACCACUACCAGACCGUCCACAUCGAGGCUUAUGUGGUCCACGUCGACAUGGUCUCUCGGAAUGAAGUCGCCUUCAAACUAACCCCGGAGACAAUUGAAUCCCUUGUCGACUUUCACAAGGAAAUCUACUCCGUAGAUGCUGUCGCCAACACCUACAACUGGUCUGGAAAGCACGCUCAGUUGAAGAAGCUCCAGGAUGAGUUCGUUCAAGCCGCCAACAAGUUUGUCUACCGCACGGAUGCCGACGCUCUCGAAGGAUUGGAAGACGACGGUGCAGGAGAACUACUAUGUGGCCGCAGCGAAGAUGUGAAGAACGCCAUCGGCAACCUCUUCGUCCCACUGAUCCCUCCGCCGCCCCCAAUGGUGGAAAUCAUGCGGCCCGUCCCCCUUCUCCCCAGCUCGACGGGGCCAGAACCCUGGUGGAACGUGCCCGCGCCUGAGUCGUGGAAAGUACUGCCGCCCAGCCCCAACUCGACAACGGGUGAUUCUAAUGCGAAUCUCUGGGCUAGUUGCAAUUUCAGUGAUGCGCAGCAGCUGUCUCCGUCCCCAUCUUACAGCCAGCCUUUCACCACCUCGUACGGUUACGAUGGUAUGUCGACUUGCAUGCCCACGUGCAUGCCUGCCACGUCCGCGAUCAGCGCCCUUCAACUGCCAAGUACCCUUAUCCAACCUUGCAGCACCGCUGUGAACAUGAUGGGCUUUGGUUGGGGAGAUUUCGGUGCGUUGCCCUACGGCACCAUCGCUUAG